AUGCUGCUGGAGCCACGCCCCCUCCAGUGCUAUAAAUGCCUGGAGGUAGGGCACGUACAGCAGCGCUGCCCCAACCAGACGAAUCGCGGCGACCGGUGCUACCGCUGUGGCGGCACUGGUCACGGCGCCAGGAACUGCCCCGCUGAGGCCCCUCACUGCCCGCUCUGCACGGACUUGGGGAGGCCCGCGGGGCAUCGCCUGGGCGGUCCGGCCUGCGCCCGCAAUCAUAGCGGGCGCAAAAAUAAAUGGGGAAGGGCAGCGGUGGAGGGGUCGGGGACACCUAGUGCCCCCGUUACACCCACCCCGCAGCCCCAACACCCCUCGACGCAGGCGGAUGAGCGCGGCGCUGCCCCGGAGGAGACUCCAAAGGAGCAGCGCCUCCCUAAACGACCCCGUGCAGACCCCAGGGCAAUAGGAGGAGCGAAGGCGACUGCCGGGGGUGUGGCCUCUCCGGCACCAACGCCAACGUCCGAGAAGACGGGGGAGAAGGGUUCGUCCCCUCCCCCCACCGAGGGAGCUGCAUUUGGGGCGCACGAUGCCGCCCCACCCACCGAGAAGGCUGACCUAGAGGAGGUUGUAAUGGCCGACCAGUAA
Messenger RNA from Ooceraea biroi (clonal raider ant), 594 nucleotides. Its product is annotated as branchpoint-bridging protein. Lineage: Eukaryota; Metazoa; Arthropoda; Insecta; Hymenoptera; Formicidae. Gene Ontology annotation, molecular function: nucleic acid binding; zinc ion binding. The record is from RefSeq and is a predicted model, not a curated record.